AUGGCCCAAUCUGUCACGACUAGUGUGGCCUCGUGCGCACCACGCCGCUAUAACCCGCUCAUCAACCCAACCCAUUCAAGGCCGGCCUUGGUGGAAGAACAUAUCGAGGAUCAACAUCACAUCCUAUUUUCCCGCCCUAUACUGGGUGCUUUACUUUUCGAGAAUACUACUUCCGAUGCUCGUGACCACUGCGCCAAUGAGCGCACAUUCCUCUCCUGGCUACGCUUGUCCAUGUACUUGGCUAUUGUCUCGCUAGCCAUCAUCAUCUCCUUCCAUUUUCGAGAGCAGCCCUCAGGUCUGGAGCGGCGUAUGGCCCUACCUCUCGGUAUCGUCUUCUGGCUGUUGAGUCUGACGUGUCUGGCAAAUGGAUUUUUCAAUUACGCCCGUACCGUUAUGAAAUAUAGCCGGAAGGCGGCGCUGGUUCAGAGUGGCUGGAAAACCCAGGUCGUCAUGACCAUCAUCGGGACGGUAAUUCUGGGGAGCUGCAUCUUGUUUUUAUCGACUGGUCGCCAGUCGUAA
This is a messenger RNA of Penicillium cataractarum, 519 nucleotides long. Its product is annotated as DUF202 domain-containing protein. NCBI's taxonomy places the organism in Eukaryota, Fungi, Ascomycota, Eurotiomycetes, Eurotiales, Aspergillaceae. The coding region runs from base 1 to 519 and encodes 172 amino acids. The transcript has 2 exons. The record is from RefSeq and is a predicted model, not a curated record.